Messenger RNA from Camelina sativa (false flax), 318 nucleotides. The record is from RefSeq and is a predicted model, not a curated record. NCBI's taxonomy places the organism in Eukaryota, Viridiplantae, Streptophyta, Magnoliopsida, Brassicales, Brassicaceae.
AUGUCUUCGAAAAAGAUUGUGUUGACAAGCUCUGAUGGCGAGUCUUUCGAAGUUGAGGAAGCGGUGGCAAGAGAAAUGCAGAUCGUAAGGCACAUCAUCGAAGACGGUUGUGCUACUAACGCAAUCCCGCUUCUAAAUGUUACAGGAAUGAUCCUCGCCAUGGUUAUCGAGUAUUGCAAGAGACACGUCGAUGAUGAUCAUGUAGCAACUGAGGAUGCGAAGAAGAAGCUCAAGGAUUGGGACGAAGAGUUCAUGAAGAAUCUUGAUGUUGAUACGAUCAUUAGCCUCGUUGUCGCUGCUGACUAUAUCCAUGUGUGA